This is a messenger RNA of Metopolophium dirhodum (rose-grain aphid), 749 nucleotides long. RefSeq lists its product as uncharacterized. The record is from RefSeq and is a predicted model, not a curated record. Bases 141 to 749 code for a protein of 202 amino acids. NCBI's taxonomy places the organism in Eukaryota, Metazoa, Arthropoda, Insecta, Hemiptera, Aphididae. The transcript has 2 exons.
CUUGAUUUACUGUAGCUACAAUUGUAUAUGAUUAAACGUGUCGCCGUUCAAUAAAUCGUGUCGUACCAGUAACUGUUGUCAGUGUUAUCCUUUCAAAACCGUUCCUACACCUACAUUGGCGCAGUCGAGUAAGGAGUAAGAUGGCAGAACGCGCCAAUAACCCCCCACCGAACCGCAACAACCGGCCAUCCCGCGGCAUGAUUGCCGCGCAUGUGGAAAAGCUCCGGGCAAUGGCCGCGCAGUUGUUGCGGGAAGCCAGGAGGCUGUCGGGCGAUGGUCCGGAGGACACGGUGAGCGGUUGGUCGGCCGAACGCGCGGCUACCGCGUCGUUCGGCCGGAUACGAGCAAGCCCGACUGCAUGGGCCUUGUUCGAGCGGGGUUUCGCCGAGGGACGCCGGUCCACUCGAGCGAACACCCCACAGCCCGAAGCCGCCAGGCCUAGGGCAGGACCGCCCGGACGAGUGCCACCUCGCCGAACAGCGCCGGCGUACCAGCGCCACGACGUCCGGGAUGGGCGUGGCCGGUUCAGGCGGCCAGCGGUUCAGCCACAAGCCGACCAGACCGACGAGCGGCCCAUGGUACAGCCGCAAGCCCAGCAGCCCGUGGUGCCCCCGCCAACAGAGCCGCCAGCAGAGCAGCAGCUGGCCCAGCAGCCAGACACCCCGGAACAGCAGCUGGCCGCGGUGGAGCGGUGGGUCCAGGCCAUGGAGGUGACGCCCGGGGACCCAGUCAUCUUUCCCGUGGACUAG